AUGGAAGCGAGAAGAAACCUAAUAUCAAAUGCAGCAUCGUUGAUCCGUACUGCGCGGGGCAGAGGGAUCAUUAUCUCCAGUGAAGCGAAGCAAGCUCUUGGUGUCCGGGCGCCAUGGGAUAUUGUGAAUCUUGCGUGUGUCUGGGGGUUGAAAUCCGAGAGGGCGAAGGAGGCGGUAAGUGAGGAGGCUAGGAAAGUGGUGGAUAUGGCUCGGGUAAAGAGAACGAGCUUUCGCGGAACAGUGGAUGUGAUAUACGGAGGGGAGGAGGAGGACGCUGGUGCAAAGAAGGUUGACCUGGUCAAUAAACCAGGAAGGCAGCCAGCCACCGUCUCUCUGAGCGCGUCUGAGGGGGGCGGCAUGAAACGAAAAGCGUCCUUGGGUGGUCCUGAAGGCCCGAGUAAGCCUUCUGGCGAACCGCAACUGUCCAAACGAGAGAUGAAGAGACGGGCGAAAAAGGCCAGGCUAGCGAGCGCCAACUCUUCAGACGCGUCCCCGGCAGCUUCAUAA
This is a messenger RNA of Trichophyton benhamiae CBS 112371, 507 nucleotides long. RefSeq lists its product as uncharacterized. The record is from RefSeq and is a predicted model, not a curated record. Gene Ontology annotation, molecular function: RNA binding. The transcript has a single exon. Bases 1 to 507 code for a protein of 168 amino acids. NCBI's taxonomy places the organism in Eukaryota, Fungi, Ascomycota, Eurotiomycetes, Onygenales, Arthrodermataceae. Gene Ontology annotation, biological process: tRNA processing. Gene Ontology annotation, cellular component: nucleolar ribonuclease P complex.